Molecule: messenger RNA, 1363 nt
Organism: Periophthalmus magnuspinnatus
Lineage: Eukaryota; Metazoa; Chordata; Actinopteri; Gobiiformes; Gobiidae
Gene: osgep
Product: O-sialoglycoprotein endopeptidase
Exons: 12
Coding region: 81-1088 (335 amino acids)
Biological process (GO): tRNA threonylcarbamoyladenosine modification
Cellular component (GO): EKC/KEOPS complex; cytoplasm
Source: RefSeq, a predicted model, not a curated record
GCAUGUUGUUAGUAGUUAGCAGAAAAUUCAAGAUUAAUACAUUUUCGAGAUAUACUGGUCGCUUCUUAUGAAAUUUUACCAUGACGAUAGUGAUUGGUUUUGAGGGCAGUGCCAAUAAGAUCGGAGUGGGCAUUAUCAAAGAUGGAGAGGUGCUUUCGAACCCAAGGAGGACCUACAUCACUCCUCCUGGACAAGGUUUUAUGCCCAGUGACACAGCCAGACACCACAGAGCUGUCAUCCUCACCAUUUUAAAAGAGGCACUGGAUGAAGCAGGACUCAAGCCUCAAGACAUCGACUGUGUAGCCUAUACGAAAGGUCCUGGAAUGGGUGCACCUUUGGUGACUGUGGCUCUCGUGGCUCGGACAGUGGCUCAGCUUUGGGACAAACCACUGCUGGGAGUGAACCAUUGCAUCGGACACAUCGAGAUGGGACGCCUCAUCACCAAAGCACACAACCCCACGGUGCUCUACGUCAGCGGAGGAAACACACAGGUCAUUGCUUACUCUGAACGGCGCUAUAGAAUAUUUGGUGAGACGAUUGAUAUCGCCGUCGGUAACUGUCUGGACCGGUUUGCCCGAGUUAUAAAGAUUUCGAAUGACCCCAGUCCAGGCUACAACAUAGAGCAGAUGGCCAAGAAAGGGACUCAGUAUGUGGAGCUGCCAUACACAGUGAAGGGAAUGGAUGUGUCUUUUUCAGGCAUUUUAUCUUAUAUAGAAGAAGCUGCCAAUAAGAUGUUAAGUUCUGGUGAAUACACAGCAGAGGACCUGUGCUUCUCUUUGCAGGAGACACUAUUCUCAAUGCUGGUGGAGAUCACAGAGAGGGCCAUGGCUCACUGUGGUUCACAGGAGGUGCUCAUCGUUGGAGGAGUGGGCUGUAACCUCCGUCUGCAGGAAAUGAUGGGAGUUAUGUGUGAAGAGAGAGGAGCAAAACUCUUUUCCACUGAUGAACGAUUCUGCAUUGACAAUGGAGCCAUGAUUGCUCAAGCCGGAUGGGAGAUGUUCCGGUCAGGGCAGGUCACAGAGCUUGAGGACUCAUGGAUCACACAGAGGUUCAGGACAGAUGAAGUGGAGGUGACUUGGAGAGCAUGAUCUUCAGCUGUGGAGUAAUGCCACAUUGACUGUACAGACUCUUGGACAGAAAUUACAUGAUGCUUGUGUUGGGUUUGGAAAGAGGUCACAUUUUGGAAAAGUGUGACACAAAAUAUCUAUUGAUAUUUGGCUCAUAAAGUUAAACUCUGACUAUGCCUCAUGGUUGUUUGUGUGGACAUGUCAGCUAUAGACAUAAAUAUUUCCGCUGUGUGAUGUCAAUAGUAAGUCAAAUAGCUGGCAAGUUCAGUAUAUUCUACACAGAUAUGUCUUGCUUA